UUUGAAAGCAAGAGGGGGGGCGGGUUCCCGAAUGGGCAACUACGACUCCCGGCAUCCCCUGCGCCUCAGCGCAUGCGGGAAAGAUGGGGGACGAGGAAGAGAAGCAGCAGCCGCGCGUGCUGCAGAUGGUACAAGCUGAGGGAUCAGAUAAGAGCUGUGUCACAUUUGUGCUCCACAAUGAGGACCAUACCCUUGGCAACUCUCUGCGAUACAUGAUCAUGAAAAACCCUGAAGUUGAGUUUUGUGGUUACAGCAUCACUCAUCCCUCUGAAAGCAAAAUCAACUUCCGCAUCCAGACCAAAGGGGGCCUACCUGCUGUGGAGGCAUUCCAGAAGGGACUGGAGGAGCUGAUGGGCAUCUGCCAGCACGUACUUAGCACGUUCGAGGCAAGUGUAGAAGAAUACAAGACCAAGAGCGAUGUGACUGUGGGAUAGCAUGGCAACGCCAGCAUCACGGAUAAACCUGCACACUUAGCAGCGGGUUUGGGGACUAUGACUGAUUCCUGGAGCCUUUUCUAAUGCCUGCAGAUGGAAUCCUCCUCCUCCUUUUAGGUUUUAGCACGUCCAUCGCCAGGGAGUGGCGAAAGUCCUGUCUCGUCACUGCAAGCCGUUUAUUAAUGCUGGUAACCUCCCAAGGCCUCGGGCUUGUGACUGGCACGAAGUGUAUAUUUUCAUUUGGCUGUUAAAGUGCAUUUGAAAUUUCUUUUUAAAGCUGUCGGAAUAGCUGAAUACGGUGUUCUCCCCAAAGCAUUGAGGGCUGAGGCGUGCGAUGGUUUUACCUGGUCCCAAUGUUAAUAAAAAGGUACCUGAACAACA
This is a messenger RNA of Candoia aspera, 815 nucleotides long. Its product is annotated as DNA-directed RNA polymerases I and III subunit RPAC2-like. NCBI's taxonomy places the organism in Eukaryota, Metazoa, Chordata, Lepidosauria, Squamata, Candoiidae. Gene Ontology annotation, cellular component: RNA polymerase III complex; RNA polymerase I complex. Gene Ontology annotation, biological process: DNA-templated transcription. Gene Ontology annotation, molecular function: protein dimerization activity; DNA binding. The transcript is spliced from 5 exons. The record is from RefSeq and is a predicted model, not a curated record. The coding region runs from base 84 to 434 and encodes 116 amino acids.